This is a messenger RNA of Hemicordylus capensis (graceful crag lizard), 1337 nucleotides long. It is a transcript of the gene RAB9A, whose product is annotated as RAB9A, member RAS oncogene family. Gene Ontology annotation, cellular component: phagocytic vesicle; late endosome; lysosome. Lineage: Eukaryota; Metazoa; Chordata; Lepidosauria; Squamata; Cordylidae. The coding region runs from base 194 to 799 and encodes 201 amino acids. Gene Ontology annotation, biological process: retrograde transport, endosome to Golgi; Rab protein signal transduction. Gene Ontology annotation, molecular function: GTP binding; GTPase activity. The record is from RefSeq and is a predicted model, not a curated record. The transcript has 2 exons.
CGCUCUCCUGAUAUCACGUGAGACCGAGACUCCGCCCCGCCUAGCGCAGCCUCCGCCAUGUUGUUUUUCCUCCAGGGUCCCCUCCCCCCGUCGUAGGCAGCGGCGUUCGAGUCGCAGGUGACUUCGAAUCCAGCUCUUGGUCCUUUUUCUGCCUCCUAGAACUGGAUGUCAACAGGAUCCAUUUUUUGAAACUAUGGCAGCAAAAUCAUCACUUCUUAAAGUAAUCCUUUUAGGAGAUGGAGGAGUUGGGAAGAGUUCAAUUAUGAACAGAUAUGUCACGAACAAGUUUGAUACCCAGCUGUUCCACACAAUAGGUGUAGAGUUCUUAAAUAAAGACCUUGAAGUGGAUGGACAUUUUGUUACAAUGCAGAUAUGGGACACCGCAGGUCAAGAACGUUUUAGGAGCUUACGGACUCCUUUCUAUAGAGGUUCUGACUGUUGUCUUCUCACUUUCAGUGUAGAUGACUCUCAAAGCUUCCAAAAUCUGGGUAACUGGAAAAAGGAAUUCAUUUACUAUGCAGAUGUCAAAGAGCCUGAAACAUUUCCUUUUGUGAUUCUGGGUAACAAAAUUGAUAUAAAUGAGAGGCAAGUGUCUACGGAAGAAGCUCAGGUUUGGUGCAGGAACAAUGGCAACCAUCCUUACUUUGAAACGAGUGCAAAAGAUGCCACUAACGUUGCAGCUGCUUUUGAAGAAGCUGUUCGAAGAGUUCUUGCCACCGAUGAUGGGACAGAUCACUUGAUUCAAACUGAUACAGUAAACCUUCACCGGAAACCGAAGUCUAGUUCAUCAUGCUGUUGACUACUUAGUUUAUUUCUUGGCCAUAUAGUUCUAACUUAACAUGGAGAAAUAAUAGAUCAAAUAUGAUACAGCGAGUGCCACUCUAAUAUAUUAAACUGUAAUAUUUUACUGCUUUGCGUGUUGGGUAGAGGAGAACUUUUUUUCAAUAAGUGACCUAUUACUGAAUUAGCAGUGUCUGAUAUUUGGGAAGGUACCAGCUCAGAAUUCACUUAAUAUAAGUGUAACUUAAAAAUUGAUAAAUUAUAUACUAAAACUUGAAAGUUCUAGAAGCACUUCUUGAGGGACUCAUUCUGAAAUUGAGAUGCAGAAUAAACAUUUUAUAUGUAUGUAUUUUUGAGAUCACCAGUCCAUGUUUUGCUUCACUAAAACUUUUCAUAAAGCAAUAAUGCUAGAUAUUAAAAAUAUGGUAUUGUUCCGAGUGUUUUUCUUUUUUUUAAUUCUAAAUGAAUAGAAACAUCUUAAGGGCUUUUGUUGUUUGCCUAGUGUUACUACACUGCCUGUAGAUUUUUAAAUUAGGAAAUAAAUCUGCAUACAUAGA